AUGGACCACAGACCAUCACAUCCCGCUGAUGCCAGCUUUGACGAGCCACAAGUCACGGCUGACACCGCAAUCACACGAGAUCGUCUAGCUGCCUCAAAGCGUGGCCGUUAUGUUAUGCGUGCCUGUGAGGGUUGCCAUCGACGUAAGGUCAAGUGUUCCAUAGAAAGACCUUGUCCACAGUGUCGCUAUACGGGUGAAGAAUGUACCUAUACGACCGGGCGAUAUAGAAAGAGAAAGAAGACGAAAGAUGUCUUGCACGUUUCUUCCCCAAGAUCAAGCAGCCAAGGAGCAUGCAAUGUUCCUGCACAGACCUCCGGCUUCGUGCUGUCUCCCGAACAGACGAAAGACCCUGAGACCUGGAAAUCGAAGGUCAUUGCCCGCCUGGACGCCAUAGAAAGAAGGUUAGAUGGUGAUCACGACGUCAGGCGAGAACCAGAGACCAUCAGCGCGACAACUUCCGAGUCGGGUGUGUCACUUUCCCCGGCACAACAUGAGAGAUGUCGUUUCCCAUUCAUGAGGGAAUUCUCUGAAGACAUUCAGGACAUGCAUGCGACCUUUCAAAGUGGUACGUCAUUGCUGCCUCCGAUUUCCACUCUCCAGCGUGCCAUCGGUGGAAACGUUGAGCAGGAAAACUCCCCUCAGACGUCAAGAUCAGAGUGCAUGAGUUUAUGUCCGUUUACACGAUCAACUCGUCCGAGUACCUGCUAUGCUCUUGAACGCCAGAUGUGGGGAGAUAGCACACCGGAAGGAUACAGCGUAGAGAAACUGCGAGAGUAUGUCAAAACAUACUUUAGCUGUCUGAACCCCCAUUAUAUGUGCAUUGAUGAAAGAUCUUUUCUCAAUCACCUAGAGUGUUAUCUUGCCCGAGAUUAUAGCCCUUUCAAGUACACGGAUCUCUUUCAGUUUGUGGCGCUCAUCAAUAUCGUGGUUGCGGUGGUCAGGGUACUUGGGGAAUGCUCCCCAUCCCCAACCUCUAGGCCGUCAUUGGCUUCCGGCUGGAAGGAAUUCAUUCAGGCAGAACACCUCCUCAGCCACACAACAUGGCUCGGCAACGGUGACAUAUUGACUAUUCAAUGCCUUUAUCUGAAAGCUUACUACUGCAUUUUUGCGGGGAAGACAACGGCAGCAGCGGAUGCCAUCAGCAACGCUGUGCGUUUGUGCUUCCAGAUAGGUCUGCAUGACCAAAAUGUCUGGAGUGAUGGAGCCCCGUGCGAGAUGCAGAUGGGACAGCUUCUCUUCUGGAGCUUGUACUGCCUGGACCGUCAUGUAGCAAUUGUCUGCGGUACGCCAUAUCUGAUUCGGGAAUCUCUCUGUCGUGUGGACAAACCCAUCUCAGACGCUGAUCAUGAUGUCGUUGCUACCAUGCCGUCUUUGGGACACGUUCCCGGCUACUCGCCAGUCUCUUAUCUCCACGCCACCAUCAAAUGGGCUUCCCUCUGCUCAGAUAUCUGCGACUCUACGUUUGGAAUCAAUGCUGUGAACCCUCAGAGUCAGGAAGCAGUUGCUUCCUUGGACGCACGGGUGACUGUACUGAUUGAUAAUCUACCCGAGGAGCUACAGUGGCGGCCAGGGAUGGUUCAAGGCAAAAGCGAACAGAGGUUGCCUCUAUAUGUAUACCGUCAGGCGUUCAUCAUCAAUUUGCGUGCAAAUCACCUUCGGCUACUCCUGCGACGUCAAGAAAUGGUCAGCCUGAGUUUCUCUUCCCGGACUGCCGAGACUUGCGUCGAGAUUGCAAAGGUUUCCACCGACCUCGUCUCCGAAUUUCACGUAUCAUCUUGGAGCCAAAGAACAGAUCGCUUCUCAUCUGUCAUAUUCCUUGCCGCGGCGCUCAUUCCGCUGAUUUGCAUUCUGGUAAGGCACGACAGUCGGGAUGAACUCAGAGAAAAAGCCAUUGCUCCCUACUGCAAGGCUCUCAAAAUUAUCCAAGAUCAUUCCAACAGUCUGGCAUUUGCCCAAAACAUUCUCCAGAGACUUGGGUGUCUCAUCGACGCUGCAAACACAAUCAUUGUGGCGAGAGAAAACGCGAGUUACUCGAGUCAGCAGGCUUCCCAUCCAAUUGAUCUUCUUCCUGACCUUCAAUGGCUUACUUCUGCUGAAGGCUUACAAGGAGACAUGGGCUUGUGCGAAAGUGAGAGCUUCAUGAGCCAAUCGCUCGCUGCUUUGAAUACCACAUCAUGGGAGUAUCCCACCGAUGCUGACGCCCAAGACUAUCUUCCCUUAUUGAGGUUCGCCACUUAA
Exophiala aquamarina CBS 119918 is the source of this 2238-nucleotide messenger RNA. RefSeq lists its product as uncharacterized. The record is from RefSeq and is a predicted model, not a curated record. Gene Ontology annotation, molecular function: DNA-binding transcription factor activity, RNA polymerase II-specific; zinc ion binding; DNA binding. Gene Ontology annotation, biological process: DNA-templated transcription; regulation of DNA-templated transcription. The coding region runs from base 1 to 2238 and encodes 745 amino acids. NCBI's taxonomy places the organism in Eukaryota, Fungi, Ascomycota, Eurotiomycetes, Chaetothyriales, Herpotrichiellaceae. The transcript is spliced from 6 exons.